GGACGCAACGGAACACCACAGCUCGCACUCACUCCACACUAGCGAGCCAUCACCGCGAAGCCACGAUCGAGCCGAGCGCACUCAUGAGGGCGAGGCAGCGCGGUGAGAGAGGUGGUAUGUCGUCGACGAGCACGAGGUCGAGGCUGGCGGCGGCGGCAGACGGGGCCUCGUGGUGCCUCGCGCUAUCGGCGCUGGCGGCGCUGCUGCUGGUGUGCUCCCUCGGCGAGACGUCGGAGGCGGUCACUGUGCGGGGCGCCUCGCUGUCGGCGCGGUGGCGGCCGUGCGAGGAGGUCUACGUGGUGGCGGAGGGCGAGACGCUGCACGGCAUCAGCGACCGGUGCGGCGACCCCUACAUCCUGGAGCGCAACCCGCACGUCCACGACCCCGACGACGUCUUCCCCGGCCUCGUCCUCAGGAUCACGCCCUCCAGCCCCAGCACCAGGCAGUCCGUCCCCGCUAGCCCGUAGGUAGAAGAAGAAAGAAGAAGAGUUUGAUUGUUCUGAAGAAUCAUUCCAGUUCGCUCUGAAGAAGUCUGAUUUAGUACGAGUAACCUCGCUAGUCUUAGCGGUAGAGGACAGAGUGUCAGAGUUCAUUGACGGAUAGUAUAUGCCUGGUUUCCUUGUAAUUCUCUCUUAUACUUUGUGCGUGGAAAAUUGGCGAGGCCUAGUGCACUCAGCAGCACUGCCCGACCGCUGCGUACAACCGCAUAGCCGAUAGUGGGAGUAGUUGGUCAUGUGGGCAAGUGGGGUGGCUGUUGCCUGUUGCUCGCGACGAGGGACAAACUCGUGGUCUUGUGGGCUCCUUCAACAAUGGGCCGUUUCGCGGGAGGGGUGGGCCUGGACCGUUGGAGGUGGAGAUGUUCCGAGGAUUCAAUCAACCUUCGUACGCUAUUACCAAAUUUCUCAAUACGUAUAAUAGCAUCACCGUGACAGAGUGCAGUGUUUUGGAGGCCCUUUUCUUUACAAAAAAAAAUAUAUCAAAAGUUACAUCUCAAAGUUUUA
This is a messenger RNA of Triticum aestivum (bread wheat), 1001 nucleotides long. RefSeq lists its product as uncharacterized. The coding region runs from base 84 to 467 and encodes 127 amino acids. The record is from RefSeq and is a predicted model, not a curated record. NCBI's taxonomy places the organism in Eukaryota, Viridiplantae, Streptophyta, Magnoliopsida, Poales, Poaceae. The transcript is spliced from 2 exons.